AGAGUAAAAGUGUGAUCAUAAAACGUAAACAAAUUCCCUUAACAUCUUCAUUUUGCUUCUCUUUCUUUGCUUCUUGUCAUUUUUUCUGUGCUUUAGUGUGUGUUUAUUUAUGUGUGAGGAGUUGCAUCAACAGCAAACAUCAGCUACAUCAUUAUAAUCAUUACCAAAUCCCGCAAAACAACAGGUUAUCUUUAAGUGAAACCAAAAUUUAAUGUGAUAUCAAAAAUCGAGAGCAACAUUGGCCAAAAAUCAACAGCAUCAAUAAAAAAGAAACCCUUUCAUCAUCAAAUGUCUUUUUCUUUGUAUUUAAUUCAAAUUUUACCUUUUCUUUUGUGAUUUAUAAAAGGCAUCUCUUACCUUUUAACCGUCAAUCAAGUGUGUAAAAAUAUUUACUCGACGAUUCGCUUAAACCCAAUCAAUCUUAUCUAAUCACAAUUGUUGCCAAAUUUUGGAGGAAAAUGCCUCUUUUCCACAAAAAAGAGGUUAAAAAAGAUGGACCAAAAGUGGAUGAAAAAUACGACCUUAAAGAUGUUCUUGGAACUGGAGCAUUUUCACAAGUUGUUCUAGCUGAGAGUAAAGAGCGUCCAGGAGAACUGGUUGCCGUGAAAUGUAUCGACAAGAGAGCCCUUAAAGGAAAGGAAGAUUCACUGGAAAAUGAAAUUCGUGUACUUCGUAAACUAAACCAUUCCAAUAUUGUUCAACUGAAGGAAACUUAUGAAGAUAAGCAAAAGGUUUAUCUGGUGAUGGAGUUGGUGACUGGAGGUGAACUGUUUGACCGGAUAGUUGAGAAAGGAAGUUACACUGAAAAAGACGCAAGUGCACUUAUCCGUCAAAUAUUGGAAGCAGUUGAUUAUAUGCAUUGUCAAGGUGUUGUUCAUCGAGACUUGAAACCUGAAAAUUUACUUUACUACAAUCAAGAUCCUGAUUCAAAGAUAAUGAUCAGUGAUUUUGGACUUUCCAAGAUGGAAGAUUCAGGUGUAAUGGCCACAGCAUGUGGUACACCCGGUUACGUUGCACCCGAAGUAUUAUCCCAAAAACCGUAUGGAAAAGCAGUCGAUGUUUGGUCAAUUGGGGUCAUUGCAUACAUACUUCUGUGUGGUUAUCCGCCUUUUUAUGAUGAAAAUGAUGCCAAUCUUUUUGCUCAGAUUGUUAAAGGUGACUUUGAAUUUGAUUCACCUUAUUGGGAUGACAUUUCUGAUUCUGCAAAAGACUUUAUUACUCACUUGAUAUGCGUUAAUCCCAACAAAAGGUAUACAUGUAAACAAGCCCUUGCUCAUCCAUGGAUCAGUGGAAAUGCAGCUUCUGACAAGAAUAUUCAUGGAUCAGUCAGUGAACAAUUGAAGAAGAAUUUCUAUAAAACUAAAUGGAAACAAGCAUACAAUGCUGCAGCCGUUGUUCACCAAAUGAAGAAACUUGCAGUCGGCAAAUCACAUCAACAUUCAACUGAAGAUAAUGAUAAAAAUUGCAUUAAUCCAUCCACUGGGAUCAACCAUUCUGAUGUUAAUAAACCUCUGAACAACCUGAACAGCAUAAACACCAAAAACACCAACAGUAAUAACAAUAGUAACAAUAGUAAAAAUAGCAAUUCGGUUAACAAUAGCAAUUCAAACAACAGUUCAACUGAAGUUGCUUCAUCUGCCACCUUAAAUGAUGUUAAAGCGCCAAUCAAAACGCCAAUCGCUGACCGUACAUGAUGUCAAUGAAACUUACAUGUGAAAGAAAACAGUUGAAGCGCUCGAAGCACGAAACAUCCAAUAAACGCAACGCAUUCCCACAAUUGAUAACUCAUUACCUGUUUAAUUUGACCAACUUACCUGAUUCCAUGCAAUAAUUGAUUCACAUUUUUCUCUUUUCAUUUUAUUCUAAUUUUAUUCUUCUAACAUUAUUUCCCAAGAUUCCCCUGAAAAUGCAUUGUAAUGAAGCAACAAAAAAGUAACAAAUGUUAAGCAUUGAUUAACUCGAGGAUUUAACCAACAACCCAAGUUAAAUCAAAGUUAACCAUAAAUAUUUAAACUGAUUAAUAAUGGAAUCAAUAAUUGAUAAAUAAUCCAAGACGAAAUGUUGAGGAUUGAAAAGUGAAAAGAAAAGCCCAAAUUGAGCAAAAAAAGUCAACAUUGAUUGUUGAUCAGUUGAUGCAAUUUCAAUUAAUAUUACUAAUACUUAUUUAGAUGUU
This is a messenger RNA of Tetranychus urticae (two-spotted spider mite), 2173 nucleotides long. It is a transcript of the gene CaMKI, whose product is annotated as Calcium/calmodulin-dependent protein kinase I. NCBI's taxonomy places the organism in Eukaryota, Metazoa, Arthropoda, Arachnida, Trombidiformes, Tetranychidae. The record is from RefSeq and is a predicted model, not a curated record. Gene Ontology annotation, biological process: protein phosphorylation. Gene Ontology annotation, molecular function: protein kinase activity; ATP binding.